This is a messenger RNA of Fusarium redolens, 1503 nucleotides long. RefSeq lists its product as uncharacterized. The record is from RefSeq and is a predicted model, not a curated record. The transcript has 4 exons. The coding region runs from base 125 to 1393 and encodes 422 amino acids. NCBI's taxonomy places the organism in Eukaryota, Fungi, Ascomycota, Sordariomycetes, Hypocreales, Nectriaceae.
GUGAGGGCUGAAGUAUGAGCCCCUCUGGAUAAAGAUACUAGACCUGGCGAUUCCCCCGCACGAAAAAUGUGUUUCUGUGAUAACUUCAAACAUAUGUUGAAAUUUGUUUUGUCGUGAGUGCAGAAUGUACCUUCGUUGGGCUGACGAGAGUCAUCUAACAAUGGAUACUCGCUCGAUGCCGGCGGAUAGUUCAUCCCGCUCGGUCGAGAUUCGUGCCAUUCUCAUUACGUUCUCCAUUCUUUCCACGAUCACCGUCGCAUUACGACUCUAUAUAAGAUAUAAGGUUCUUCAUUCUCUCGGUUGGGAUGAUAGAGUUAUGGCUGUUGCCCAGGUCCUUACCAUUGGAGCUGCGGUAGCCAUCGGGCUAGAGAAUAAUUAUGGACUUGGGCAUCAUACUUGGGAGCAGUCGAAGGAGAAUUACAUCGCUUACAUGAAGGCAUUCUAUGCUUCCGUCAUUGUAUACAAUGUCGCGAUGUGUCUAGUCAAAAUCGGAAUCCUUCUUCAAUACCGACGAGUCUUUGCCAUACCAGUCUUACAGGCCUUGACAUUCUACGGACUUGUCAUCAUGAUCGCCUGGACCAUCACGAUCGCCUUCCUUAAUACUCUCAUUUGUGUACCUGUCGCAAAGUUUUGGAACUCGGCUUUAUCUGGGCAUUGUACCGACCCCUUGACGGUUUGGUACGUCAUGGCUGGCUUCAAUCUAGUCACAGAUAUUACUGUGUUUUGUAUGCCAUUGCCAGUUAUCGGAAGUCUGAAUCUUCCAAGGAAACAAAAGAUUAUGCUGUUGGCCAUCUUCAGCAUCGGGUUCUUGACAUGCGCUAUCUCUAUUUAUCGCAUUCGAACACUAAAGACUGCCGCUUCAACCAAGGACCCCAAUUGGGACAAUGUCGACGCCGCCAUAUGGUCAUUCCUCGAAGUCACCCUGGCCAUCAUCUCAUCAUGCCUACCAACCCUCCGACCGUUAUUCUCCAAGCUCAUGCCCAGGCUCUUUGCCUCUUCAUUCGGUCGCAGCAACCGUGCGUCCCAAUACGGCUAUACUCGAACACGAAGCAGUCAAAACCUACGGAGCAUGCCUCGAACGCGAACUGAAGACCUCAGUCAUGGCUCAAUGGAUGACACAACCACCUUGCGAAAAGAUGAAGUGCCCCUCCCAUCAAUCAGCCAUAAACACUAUCGAACUUACCCUGGUGUUAGCGUUAGUAUUAAAGCUGAACAAGGACAGAAUCAUAGUGAUGAAGCAGAGUCGCAGAGUCCUCUGGAGCCAAGCUCACCAAGCCAUGGAGGGAUCAAAGCCACGACUGUUGUCACGCAGGAGAUUGUGGUAGAGAGACAUUCAGACGAUGAAUGGAGCCAUGGUAGACCAAGUGACAGUGAUGCAACUCUGAGAGAAUAAGUUCUGUGUAGCAAUUAUCCAGAAACAUUCUGUCGCUUCUUUAUGAGACAUGCAUAUUAUUACCUAGCCUUUUAAUGUAAUCUUAAUACACUUUUAUUUAUAUAUAGCCC